Molecule: messenger RNA, 1602 nt
Organism: Procambarus clarkii (red swamp crayfish)
Lineage: Eukaryota; Metazoa; Arthropoda; Malacostraca; Decapoda; Cambaridae
Source: RefSeq, a predicted model, not a curated record
AUGGCUAAGGUAAUUGUGGGGGUGGCGGCGGCGGUGUUGGCUGAGCGGUCCUCUCACGUCAGCUUCAGUCUGGGCGGCGCUCCGCCUGUACGCUACGGUUCCCUGACUCCUCACUCAGCUCCUCACACUGCUCCUCACUCAGUUCCCCACUCAGCUUCUCGCUCAGAUUCUCUCACAGUAUCUGACUCGGCUCUUCACUCAGCUCUUCACAUAGCUCCCCACUCAGCUCCCCAAUCAGCUCCUCACAUAGCUCCCCACUCAGCUCCUCACUCAGCUCCCUACUCAGUUCCCCAGUCAGUUCCUCACUCAGCUCCCCACUCAGCUCCCCACUCAGUUCCCCACUCAGUUCCCCACUCAGCUCCUCACUCAGCUCCCCACAUAGCUCCUCACCCAGCUCCUCACUCAGCUCCCCACAUAGCUCCUCACUCAGCUCCUCACUCAGCUCCCCACUCAGUUCCCCACUCAGUUCCCCAGUCAGUUCUCCACUCAGCUCCCCACUCAGCUCCCAACUCAGCUCCCCACUCAGCUCCUCACUCAGCUCCCCACUCAGCUCCUCACUCAGCUCCCCACUCAGUUCCCCACUCAGCUCCUCACUCAGCUCCCCACAUAGCUCCUCACUCAGCUCCUCACUCAGAUUCUGACACAAUUUCUGACUCGCCUCCUCACAGGGUUCCUCACAGCGCUCUGUCGCACCACCCCGCGUCUCUCUACCACCGUCGUCCAGCAUAUACCCCAGCACUCACACACAGCCCACAACCACAGUAUUACACAAAGCCUUUAUUCCGACCCGAGCCUGAUUCCCUUUCCAGCCCCCAUGACCAAGCCAAGUCUACACUCCUCUCCCAGCCCAAAUACAAACACGACCCUGACGUCCCCGCCUGCGCUGAAGACUAUAUGAGGCCGUGGUGUCUCGAGGACAUGGAGUACCCCAUCUACGAGGUCAAACACGCUGCUGAAGAACAUUUCGAUAAGCUUCUCUCUCUCUUCGCUAACGUGGCUGACCUAGGUGCUAAAACCUCCGUUUACCGUCCUAAGACCGUCGAGGAGGAGACUUAUCUCUGCCCUUCAGACACUACCUAUAUCAUGCCUCUGCGAGCGCAAAACACCGAAGGCAAGUGGCGCGUCAUCGUUAACAACAUCAAUGUCCAUUACCAGACUCUCAAGCAGACAGCACGCGUCGAAGAGUGUUUGUCAUCCGGCAAGACUUGCCCUCUGGUGCCUGAGUGUUACGAGUCCAAGUGCCUGCAGAAGUUCAUCUACCACCGCUUCCUCGUCUACGACCCCUAUGAUCAGUACUUCCCCUUCGCCAUCGAGACCUUCAAGCUGCCCGCCAGCUGCGCCUGUCUCCUGGGCGCCUACACCAUCGACCACUAAAACCAGCUCAUCACAGAUCUAAUAUAUAAUGUAAAAUAAGUUCCAACUUAAUACUUUGUGAACAUUAGUUCCCACUGCGUUAGUCUAGGAGCAGCCUCAGGCGGUAUCCUGAGGGAGGAAGACAAGACAACACCAAGGGAUCCAUCGCCCCAGGCAUGAUGAAGACACCUACGUGAAGAAAGCAGUUCUCUGGUCAUCUCUUGAGAUUACUUUGGUGUAUCUUUCGUA